Molecule: messenger RNA, 2672 nt
Organism: Alosa sapidissima (American shad)
Lineage: Eukaryota; Metazoa; Chordata; Actinopteri; Clupeiformes; Clupeidae
Gene: lyl1
Product: LYL1 basic helix-loop-helix family member
Exons: 3
Coding region: 1-1533 (510 amino acids)
Biological process (GO): regulation of transcription by RNA polymerase II
Molecular function (GO): RNA polymerase II cis-regulatory region sequence-specific DNA binding; DNA-binding transcription factor activity, RNA polymerase II-specific; protein dimerization activity
Source: RefSeq, a predicted model, not a curated record
AUGAUGGAGAAGCUGGAGCUCGGUGUUGCGUCGGUGUCGGUGUCGGUGUCCGGCGCCCGCUCCCCGAGCCCCCAGGUCUGCUCCGUGCUGCUGUCGCCCCUCUCGCCCCCUCCGGCACCACGCAGCGUCCAGCGACUGCCCAGCGAGCCCAGCAGCAACGGCGGAGACGGCGGGAGUCCGCCGACGGCUAAUGGCGGAGGGAGCCGGGGAGACGCGCAAGAUGGCCGCGCAGGCGCCCAGUCGUCCACACCUGAGCCCGUUGCCGUGGCGAUGGACGAGAGGGAGAAGAAAGAGGAGGAGGAGGAGAAGAAGGUGGUGGAGGAGCUGGACAGGAAGGAGGGAGAUAUGGACACUCAGCCUGACGCCUCAGAGCCGACGACGACAACGCCACCUUCUCAUCCUCAUCAUCCUCCCCCUCUUCCUCCACCUCCUCCCCCACCCAGCCUUGUGCCUUUCACAGCCGAGCCGAAGGUGACUGUAACCUCCCCCCACAGUCGCACAAUGACCCCCACUUCCACCCACACCCCCACCUCCUCCACCUCCUCCUCACCCUCGUCGUCCACCCCAUCCCUGGCACCAGCCUCUUUCUCCCUCCCGCCCAACAUCCCGGUCAUCAGCCUGGGCCACAGCAAGCCUCCGCUGCCCCCUCUCCGCCUGCCCCCCCCGCAGCUGACCACCCUCCACCCCAUCCCCAACCUCCCUCACGGGCCCCUGGACGGUCGCCUCACCCAGCUCACCGCCCUGCCUGGAUCCAACGCUGCUGCCGGGUCCGCCACCGGCAUGCUCCCCUCUGGACCCAUGCUGCCCGGGGGGUACCACCUCCUCAACAGUUCCUUCCUGGGUCCACCUGGCGGUUUUGGGAUCUUUGGUAAUAACCGCAUCAAGAGGAGACCAUCAUCCCAUUUUGAAAUGGAGCUCCCUGAUGCGGGGCCUCCCCAGAAGCUGGCCCGGCGGGUGUUCACCAACAGCCGUGAGCGCUGGCGGCAGCAGAACGUGAACGGCGCCUUCUCGGAGCUGCGCAAGCUCAUCCCCACGCACCCACCCGACAAGAAGCUGAGCAAGAACGAGAUCCUGCGCCUGGCCAUGAAGUACAUCAACUUCCUGGUCAAGCUGCUCAACGACCAGGCCACUGACCGCUCCACCCAGCCACACGACGACGGCGUGCAGGACGAGGAAGAGGAGGAGGAGGAGGUUGAAGGGGAGGGCGAUGAGGAGGAAGGGGAGGAUGAGGACGUCAAGAGCGUCCAGCGCGGACUGAAGCACAGCCGCGCGCCCACGCUCUCGUCCUCCCUGCCCUCGCACGCCCCCAUCCCCCUGGUCCCCGCGCGGGCCGCUCUGACCGUCGCGCUGUGCGACAGGGACGCGGACGCCGUGAUGGCGUCACUGGGCGUGUCACCAGGCUCCAGUUGCUACGGCGACACGGACAGCGAGGAGAGCCUGGGGCCCAGGAGCGCCGAGCUCAAGGGCGGGGGCAUGAUGGAGAAGGUGAAGGAGCAGAUCCGGACGGUGGCCAUCCCCAGCCACCAGCGGUGACCCCCGCCGGCCGCCCCCUGCAUCCACAGACUGGCCCGGAGGGACGCAAACUGACAAGUGGCCACGUGCGGGCAUAAUGGACACGGUCACUGUUGUUGUGGAUAUUUGUGUGUGCUCAAGAGUGAGACGUUUGAAAUCGUAGUUGAUAUGUAAGUGUAGUGGUUGUUCAGUUUACAGUCUUGCAGCUCAGUUGUUUUGUUUCUUGAUUCAUGGCAGCCUUAAUGACCAUAAUGUUUGUUUCUUUCUGUCCCGCGUAAUGCAGGGAACACAGAAGCAUUGCGAAUCUCAAAAAAAAAAAAUCCCAUCUCAGUAAAAAUCAUGUCCCUUCGCGGGCUCCGUAGCAAUGAACCAUAUGUGAAUUUAUAGUGAGUCUUUUAUUUUUUACGUUUUGUAUCAAAUUUGUAUCAUAAAUAUUUCUGUCAUAAAUGACUCCAUCGUAAUGGUGUAAUGGCAAACACAUAUUUUGAUGCAGUGUGGUAUAGACAUUGAGAUAAAUUAUCCCUUUAUUUCUGUGCAUUCUAUGGAUCUUAAUUCUUUGUGAGAGGUCUUUUUUACAUAUACACACAUACGCAGUAGAUUUAGAGACACCAAGAUACAUUGAACGCACAGGAAUGUUUUCUAGUUAUGACCUCAAAGGUAUAUCAUUGUUCCAAAGCAACGGAAGCAUUCAAAAACAAAAGCUGUCAUAAUACACUGUUCCAGUGCAGGUUUGUACAUAUUUUGAAUUGGUCUCUAGUUAACUCUAUAAGCUCUGGAAUAGAAAUGAAUAGCAUUGUGUGGCCCAUAUCUCAUAUCUCUCUGUCAUGUUGACCAAGCAGCUUUUACUUGACGAAAGGGACAUUUCUCAGAAGGUAGUCAAGGGGCAAGGUAGCAUUUCUCUGUCUAAGCUUACGAUGGCAAAAGAUCAAUUUCAUCACAUAUAUUGACUUGAGCUGUGACUGGAAAAAAGGAAGAAAAACAUGAGCAUGCUAAUGUGUCAGAGUGAUCAUUCAGACACGCACUGUCACGUUUGAGGUUCUCUCAUUUUUACUUUUCAUGCAAGCAAUUGGGGAAAAAGUAACAUCUCCACAGUGGGAGGAUGUUGUGACAUUCAGCAUUGUAGAAAUUGUGGAAAUAAAUUAUCACUGAGCAACACUGUU